AAGACUGUAACUGGAGAAUCUGGUGGAAGCCAGUAACAAUCUUCAAGGGAGAGAGUCAUUUAGUCCGUGGUGGUCUCACAACUAUCUUAUGGUUAUUGUAUAUACAUAUAUAUUUAAUUAUUUAUUUUUAAAUAUAGACUUUAUUUAGUUUUUAUUAUUUCAAAACCAACAACAUUAAUCAGCAGUGAUCUGUGCGCGCUCUCAGAUAAAUCUUCACAAGCCUGAGGUGGUGGAUCAGAAGAAAGGGAAAUGGGCGAUUAUGGUAUCGAAGAACAGGACACUUUUCCCGUGCAGAUGGGCGAGGAAGGUGGCAAUCGAGGAAAUCCCAAGAGAAGAAGUCGGAGGGUAGAGAAUAUUCAUAAGAAUGUUUCUAGGUGGAUGCUUCCCGAGGAGUUACGGGAGACGUAUUUGGAGCGCGCGAACUGCUGUCCGCCACCUAUCUUCAUCAUCCUUGUCAGUUUAGCGGAGUUGGGAGUGUUUAUCUACUAUGCAGUAUGGAAGCCUCAAAAGCAGUGGAUAACCCUGGGAACAGGGAUCUGGAAUAGUCCUCUUACCUAUAAACCUGAAAACCGUGGUGAGGCUUGGCGGUUUCUCUCCUACAUGUUUGUACAUGCCGGUGUGGAGCAUAUAAUGGGAAACCUGAUCAUGCAGCUUUUUCUGGGCAUUCCCCUGGAGCUGGUGCAUAAGGGCUUUGAAGUUGGCAUGGUCUAUAUGGCUGGAGUCCUUGCAGGCUCUCUCGCCAGCUCCAUCUUCGAUCCUUACAGUGCUCUUGUGGGUGCUUCAGGUGGUGUUUAUGCCCUCAUAGGAGGUUACUUCAUGAAUGCUGUGGUGAAUUUCAGGGAGAUGAUGCCACUUCUGGGAGUGUUUCGCAUCCUGGUAAUUGUUCUGAUUGUUGGAACAGAUGUUGGAUUUGCUAUUUACAGAAGAUUCAUUAACCACGAGGCUGGGAUGAAGGUCUCUUUUGUGGCUCAUAUUGCCGGUGGGGUAGCAGGCAUGACCAUUGGUUAUGUGUUUUUCACCAACUUCAAUAAAGAGCUCCUGAAGGAUCCACGCUUCUGGAUGUGCAUUUUGGCAUACAUCGCUGCCUUCUGUUUUGCUGUAGGUUUCAACAUCUUCUUGUCCCCAGUGACUGCAUGAGGAGGAUGUGUGUGUUAAAGUUAUAUGUCAGAAUAUCCUGUUGGUCUUUUUUAAAGGUUGAAUGCUAAUACACUAUAUGUAAAGGAAACAA
Carassius gibelio (silver crucian carp) is the source of this 1228-nucleotide messenger RNA. Its product is annotated as rhomboid-related protein 2-like. Bases 250 to 1137 code for a protein of 295 amino acids. The record is from RefSeq and is a predicted model, not a curated record. Gene Ontology annotation, cellular component: membrane. Lineage: Eukaryota; Metazoa; Chordata; Actinopteri; Cypriniformes; Cyprinidae. The transcript is spliced from 8 exons. Gene Ontology annotation, molecular function: serine-type endopeptidase activity.